CCAGUGCACAGCAGCAUCAGUGGCAGUUGACAGUUGAAGCUCUGGUGGCUGAUACUAUAGUCUUGCCUUGGAAGAGCGAGCUAGUGUGCUUUGCAGCUAGUGUUAUACUUCCAGCGAUUAUCUUGUUGUUCAGAGCCCAAUAAAAUCUGUGCUUUUCCUGAACAUUUUUUUAUUUUAUUUUUUUUCUAUUUGGUGGAUUUAUUUAACAUCUGGAGAUGAGCCGGAGGGAGUUACGGCGGCUCCAGGAGGACCAGCGAACAUGGAGCCGUCAAGGAGAUCAUGAUGAUUCACCCCGGACCGUAUUUGAGGAGAGACUGCGGUCUGAGCGCCGAAGAGGUGAAAGAAGACCUCGUCAGGACACCCAGGAACAUCUGUCAAGAGCAGGAACAUCCGCUCGUCUACAGAGACCUCAGAGGGAGCACAGACACCGAAGCCGCUCUCCUCUUCCUGCUCCUGACGUACCACCGACAGACGGACCAAGUCCAGAUCCUCUCCCUGGUCCAAGUCUACAGCCAACGUCUCAGCAGCCAGCGGAGAAUGAGCAGAAUCUCUUGGACAUGGUGUACGAGAUCAUCAUGCAGAAUAUGGAAGCCACUGAGGAUGCUAACAAUGGGCAGAAUCUCCCGGCCAUUUUGGAAGAGAUCAUGGCACAGAAUAGGCCAGCCGUGUUGGAAGCGAUGCACAGGCAGAAUGUCCGGUCCCUGCAGUUAAAUAUCAGCUUUUUCCAAUCUACCAUCACUGCUGUGGAUGAUGCGACACAGUCAUGUGUAAUCUGUCUAAUGCAGUACCAAGAUGGGGAGCGAGUGUCUGUCCUGCCCUGCAGCCACAAGUACCAUCCAAGAUGCAUCUCACAGUGGGUUGCAACAAAUUCCAGCUGUCCCGUGUGCCGCAGAGAGUGCAUCACAGAGGACAUUGAGUGUUCGAUCUCCUGAAAAUGGUAAGUGGAAGAUCUAGAUCACCCUCUUCUCUAGAUUCCAUACCACCUCCUCCACUCUGUCUCGUCUCAUCAGCCGACUGCUAUCUCUCCUCUGCUCCUACCACCAUCCUGCAGUCUAACAGGCCCUACACACUAGCAGAUCUCACUGCACGAUAUGAACGUUCUCGUUCAUUAAUGAACGAGAACUCGUUCAUAUCGUGCAGUGUGCAGGCACCAACGAUUAACGAUGCACGGCCCCGUGCACGUUAAUCGAUGGUGCCCCGUCGCUUAUGCAUGCAGGCCAAUAUGGAUGAGAUUGUCCAUAUUAGCAUGCAUUGCUAUGGAGCCGGGUGACAGGGGAGUGAAGAAACUUCACUCCCCCCAUCACCUCCCCCCCACCGCCGGUUCGCCCGUCUGCCGUUUUGGCGGUCGGGCAGCUUGGCGGCGGGUCGCCCAGUCUGUAGGGCCUUUAAGCUGGAUGAAGAGAUACAACGGCCUAGUGCUGACUUAUCACAUCAGUGGCGUAGCGCCGACUUAUCCAACCUGCGGCCAAACGCCGGAUCAUUAGAUACUACGGCCUAUUGCCAACUUACCACAUCUGCGGCAUAGCGCCGACUUAUCCAACCUGCAGCCUAGUACCGGAUGAAGAAAUACCACGGCCUAGUGCCGACUUACCACAUCUGCGGCGCUGCGCCGCCUUAUCCAACCUGCGGCGUAGCGCUGGAUGAAGAGAUACCACAGCUUAGCGCCGAUUUACAACACCUGCAGCCUAGCGCCGACUUACCCAACCUGCAGCCUAGCGCAGGAUCAAGAGAUACCACGGCCUAGCACCGACUUACCACAUCUGCGGUGUAGCGCCGACUUAUCCAACCUACGGCCUAGCGCUGGAUUAAGAGAUACCACGGCCUAGCGCCGACUUACAACAUCGGCGGCGUAGCGGCGACUUAUCCAACCUGCGGCCUAGCGCAAGAUCAAGAGAUACCACGGCUAGCGCCGACUUACCAAAAUUGCGGCAUAGCGCCAACUUAUCCAACCUGCGGCCUAGUGCCGGAUCAAGAGAUACCCUGGCCUAGCACCGACGUACCACAUCUGCGGCGUAGCGCCAACUUAUCCAACCUGCGGCCUAGCACAGGAUCAAGAGAUGCCACGGCCUAGCGCCGACUUACCACACCUGUGGUCAAUUGCACAAUUUAAGACUACUGGGCCUUGUGCCCUUGCCUAUACCAACCUUGUCGUCCACACAAUAGGUUUGUGCUUACCACCCACUGUGCCCUGGCCUACUGUUGCCUAUCUGGUGGACUAUCUGCUGCCAUGGGCCUGUUGCCCACCUACCUGAAAUUAACCAAAUGCUUUCGGCCUAUUGUCCACCUACCUGAGCCUCUUACAAUAGCUUUGGGCCUAAUGACCACGGGGGCCUGACCUAUUUCUGCCGUUGGGGGCUAAAGAUUCUAUCCAACCUGUGGCCUAACACCGGACGAAGAAAUUCCACGGCCUAGUGCCGACUAACCACAUCUGCGGCGUAGUGCUGACUUAUCCAACCUGCGGCCUAGCACCGGAUGAAGAGAUACCAAAGCCUAGCACCGACUUACCACAUCUGCGGCGUAGCGCCGACUUAUCCAACCUGCCGCCUAGCGCAGGAUCAAGAGAUACCACGGCUAGCGCCGACUUACCAAAUCUGCGGCAUAGCGACAACUUAUCCAACCUGCGGCCUAGUGCCGGAUCAUGAGAUACCCUGGCCUAGCACCGAUGUACCACAUCUGCGGCGUAGCGCCAACUUAUCCAACCUGCGGCCUAGCGCAGGAUCAAGAGAUGCCACGGCCUAGCGCCGACUUACCACACCUACGGUCAAUUGCACAAUGUAAGACUACUGGGCCUUGUGCCCUUGCCUAUACCAACCUUGUCGUCCACACAAUAGGUUUGUGCUUACCACCCACUGUGCCCUGGCCUACUGUUGCCUAUCUGGGGGACUAUCUGCUGCCAUGGGCCUGUUGCCCACCUACCUGAAAUGAACCAAAUGCUUUCGGCCUAUUGUCCACCUACCUGAGCCUCUUACAAUAGCUUUGGGCCUAAUGACCACGGGGGCCCGACCUAUUUCUGCCAUUGUGGGCUAAAGAUUCUAUCCACAGCCUACUGCCCGCCUAGUGUGCAACUCUAUUGGGCCUACUGCCAACACUGUUCCCCGGGCUUAGUGCCCAUCUAUAAUGCCAUUCUAUUGGUCCUAAUGCCCCUUUAUGUCCCCCAGGCCUAGUGCCCACCUAAUGCAUCCCAAACCUAGUGCCUGCAAUGCCCUCGGGCCUAGUGUCCGAACCCUAGUUGUCUAAGUUGGGAACGUCUGGACUUACCUAUCAGCACCGAUUUACCAAAUCUGUGGCGUAGCGCUGACUUAUCCAACCUGCGGCCUAGCGCAGGGUGAAGAGAUACCACAGCCUAGCAUCAACUUACCACAUCUGCGGCGUAGCACCGACUUAUCCAAACUGUGGCUUAUCGCCGGAUCAAGUGAUGCCAUGGCCUAGAGCCGACUUACAACCUCUGCGGCAUAGCGCCGACUUAUCCAACCUGCGGCCUAGUGCUGGAUGAAGAGAUACCAUGGCCUAGCGCCCACUUACCACAUCUGCGGUGUAGCGCCGACUUGUCCAACCUGCAGCCUAGUGCAGGAUCAAGAGAUACCACGGCGUAGCGCCGAUUUACCACAUCUGCAGCGUAGCGCCAACUUAUCCAACAUGCGGCCUAGCGCAGGAUGAAGAGAUACCACGGCCUAGCACCGACUUACCACAUCUGCGGCGUAACGCCGACUUAUCCAACCUGCGGCCUAGUGCCGGAUGAAGAGAUACCAUGGCCUAGCGCCGACUUACAACAUCGGCGGUGUAGCUGCGACUUAUCCAACCUGCGGCCUAACACUGGACAAGAAAUUCCACGGCCUAGCGCCGACUUACCACACCUGCAGCCUAGCGCCAACUUAUCCAACCUGCGGCCUAGCACCGGAUGAAGAGAUACCAAGGCCUAGCACCGAUUUACCACAUUUGCGGCAUAGCGCCAACUUAUCCAACCUGCGGCCUAGCGCAGGAUCAAGAGAUACCACGGCUUGCGCCAACUUAUCAAAUCUGCGGCAUAGCGCCAACUUAUCCAACCUUCGGCCUAGCGCCGGAUCAAGAGAUACCCUGCCUAGCACCGACGUACCACAUCUGCGGCGUAGCACCAACUUAUCCAACCUGCGGCCUAGCGCAGAAUCAAGAGAUGCCACGGCCUAGCGCCGACUUACCACACCUGCGGUUAAUUGCACAAUGUAAGACUACUGGGCCUUGUGCCCUUGCCUAUACCAACCUUGUCGUCCACACAAUAGGUUUGUGCUUACCACCCACUGUGCCCUGGUCUUCUGUUGCCUAUCUGGGGGACUAUCUGCUGCAAUGGGCCUGUUGCCCACCUACCUGAAAUGAAUCAAAUGCUUUGGGCCUUAUUUUCCACCUACCUGGGCCUCUUACAAUAGCUUUGGGCCUCGACCUGUUGCUGCCGUUGGGGGCUAAAGAUUCUAUCCACGGCCUAGUGCCCAUCUAGUGUGCAACUCUAUUGGGCCUACUGCCCACACUGCUCCCCGGGCUUAGUGCCCGUCUAUCAUGCCAUUCUAUUGGGCCUAAUGCCCCUUUAUGUUCCCCAAGCCUUGUGCCCACCUAAUGCAUCCCAGGCCUAGUGCCUGCAAUGCCCACGGGCUUAGUGCCCGAACCCUAGUUGUCUAGGGUGGGAACGUCUGGACUUACCAAUCUUGAGGGCUGUGGCUGGACCAAGCUUGGUCCAGACCCGCCCACCGCGUGGUCUUCGCCGGAGGCGGGAUGGCUCCCACCACCUCGGGGCUUCCUGGAGUCUUCACCUGAGCAGUGGUGGCCCGUGAAAGCUCUUUUCCAUCGCACACCGCUGCCCAGGGCUUCCGACGGUUCUUUGAUCUUCACCCAUCGGGCGGCGGCGUGUAAUGGCUUUUUCACAACUGCCACCUCCCUCCAGGACUUCCGUCGCCUUCCCCGGCAUCUUCUAUCUUCAAUCUUCAGGAGCUCUUCACUGCUCUCUCCCGGCAGACAUACUGCCCUCGUGCUAGGCGCUGGCUGAUAUAAGCCAGUACCAGGGGGCGGGGCUAUUAUGUGGCGAUCUGGGAUUUACUCGCUGCCACCACUCUGGAUGCAGGUCCGCCGCCAUUACACACGUGGAGCGGCAGUGCCGAUUCACCACCAUCUCCAUGGCCGCUGCUGAAAUCUGCAGCCAGUUGGGCAGGUGGGGAUUGAACCAGACACGGUCCAGGUACCCAGCGCUGCCACUGUCGGAUCCUUCCCCAUAGGACGGCACCAGGAUCCCUCCGGAUCCCAGCCCGUCCCAGGCAAGGAGGAACAGAGCACAUAGUAGCAGGGCCAGUGACCGCACUAGUACACUGGCCCUUGCUACAUAUGUGCAGUACAGGUCCAUGACGUUGGUCAUACCAUGGUAUUAGAUUAUCAGUGAUUGACAGUCUGAUUCCUCUUCAGGGUGGGAAGGGGGCGUCAACAGCCUGUUUCUCAAAAUGGAUUUGUGUCGCCAUCUGAGGUUGGAGAUUUAAUGGCUGCUUCAUAGUAGAUGCGGUGGCUGACUUGUGUGACUCCUUGGGUCACUCAGCCAGCCGAUAAUGUUGCAGAAGAUCCGAUACUGCCUCUUAGGAUACAGCUCGGAUCAGUAAUGUACGCAGGAGGAAUGACGCAUCCUGCUGUAUUACCAUAUUAGAGCUAUCACUGCUGCUUUUGUAUAAGCAGCAGCAGCAAUUGUUCCUCCGUCCACAUCUGAAUCAGGCCCACUGUGCUCCCACUGGCCAGUGGCCAUCUUAUGUGUGGCACUGGGGGAAUCCUAUGCUUACCCCACAGCCGUCCUGCUUUGGAUAGGAUAGUCCCGCUAUCAUCCCCUCCGAGGGCACAAUGUCCCGGGAUGGGGGGGAAGGGAGUUAGGGGGAGCACUCUCACCCCUGCUCUGCAUACAGGGCCGGCGCUAUCACUAGGCAGCUUUAGGCAGCUGCCUAUGAGCGCCGGCCACUGGAGGGCGGCAGAACACACUGAUGAGAAAAUGCUGUCUCUACAAAUCUGUCGCCCCCCCACCUCCGUGAUAGCGCCUCACAUAUUCACUUGAGGGCUCAGGCAUGUUGCCUGCACCCUUACCACCCCCCCACCCCCAGGGCCAGGGCACUUUUAUUUUUCCUUUGCAGCCACAUGCUGCAGUGUGCUCAUACAGAAGCCAACGCUCUGCUGAGUUUGCUUCCUGCAUGGACAGGAACAGGAAGUCACGUGGUGCACAUGUGACUGUGAGAGAGGAGAGGAGCCUUCAGACGUGAGGAGCAGCAGCCCAGCAGCAGGUCUAUCAGAAAGCCAUACCAUACGGGGGAGCACAGACUCAGGUACAUUCUGCUGCUAAUGAGGGAAACUGGUAAUUUU
Molecule: messenger RNA, 6351 nt
Organism: Pseudophryne corroboree (corroboree frog)
Lineage: Eukaryota; Metazoa; Chordata; Amphibia; Anura; Myobatrachidae
Product: RING finger protein 44-like
Exons: 2
Coding region: 216-932 (238 amino acids)
Biological process (GO): protein ubiquitination
Cellular component (GO): cytoplasm
Molecular function (GO): ubiquitin protein ligase activity
Source: RefSeq, a predicted model, not a curated record